Molecule: messenger RNA, 564 nt
Organism: Hyphopichia burtonii NRRL Y-1933
Lineage: Eukaryota; Fungi; Ascomycota; Pichiomycetes; Serinales; Debaryomycetaceae
Exons: 1
Coding region: 1-564 (187 amino acids)
Biological process (GO): recombinational repair
Cellular component (GO): Shu complex; nucleus
Source: RefSeq, a predicted model, not a curated record
AUGAAGCACGCUAGUUUGGACCACUUCAUACCAAUUGAGGCUAGUCGGUUGGUGAUUCCAGGGUUUGAUGGGUUGGUGUUCCUAAGGAAUACCGUUUUGCUAAUUUUCCACGGUCCAGCCGGUAAGAGAAACUGGUAUGAAAGAUUGGAUAUUACAAAUAACAUCACAAUUAAUUGUGGGACCCUUUUGACGUUCCAGGAUUUAAUGAACGAAAUGAAUGGGAUCAUGGAGAACUAUGACAGUGGGAUGGUUUUGCGUCUGAUUAUAAUUGAAGAUUUAUCUAGUUUUUACUGGGAAUUCAAGUCAAGACACUAUCAAGAAAUCUUUAGCAUGAUUGAUAAACUACGAAAUAAAUAUGGGAUCAAUAUCAUAAUAACCAAUUGGAAUAAUAAUUAUGAAAGAGGAUAUAAUUAUAAGUUGAAACCAAGUGGCACUCCAAACAAUUUGAAUGAUGUUACUUUUGUAAAUAAUGAAUUUAUUAAAAAACUUGAUUAUGUUGGGUAUAUAAAUAAUGAUAAUCAAUCAUAUCUAUAUUUAAAUAAUUGGAAAUUACUAAGUCAAUAA